Molecule: messenger RNA, 1577 nt
Organism: Uranotaenia lowii
Lineage: Eukaryota; Metazoa; Arthropoda; Insecta; Diptera; Culicidae
Product: troponin C-like
Exons: 4
Coding region: 231-686 (151 amino acids)
Molecular function (GO): enzyme regulator activity; calcium ion binding
Source: RefSeq, a predicted model, not a curated record
CGCGGCUCGCGGUUAAUUGACUCAUCACUCGUCCUGCCUAUCUUGUGGCCGCCGACUGUGGGUGGGAUCAAACGGAUCAAGCUUCUGGAUCCGAUCGGGACGUUUUGCUUGAGUCGGGAGUGGAUUCAAGAGUAUCGUUUGUGAAAGUUGUCCAGCGUUGUUCUGGAAAAGUGCGAAUCUGAUCAAGUUUCCCUCUUGUGUUCGACUUCAACCAAAACCACUAAUUAAUAAUGGAGGAUGAGGAGCAGCGGCUGGCCAUCAUGCGCAAAGCAUUCCAGAUGUUCGACACCACCAAGUCGGGCUUCAUCGAGACCAUCAAAAUUUCCACCAUCUUGAAUACGCUGGGGCAGCAGUUCGACGAGGGUGAACUGCAGGCGAUGAUCGACGAGGAAGAUCCGGAGGACACCGGAAAGGUGAACUUCGACGGAUUCGCCAGCAUUGCCGCCAACUUCCUGAUAGAGGAGGAGGAUGCCGAAGCGAUGGAAAAGGAACUCAAGGAAGCCUUCCGGUUGUACGAUCGGGAGGGCAACGGUUAUAUCACUACUAGCACAUUGAAGGAAAUUCUGGCCGCUCUGGACGAUAAGCUGUCGAACGAUGACUUGGACGGAAUCAUCACCGAAAUCGAUCAGGACGGAUCCGGAACUGUUGAUUUCGAUGAAUUCAUGGAGAUGAUGACCGGUGAAUAAAUCCAGUCGAUACGGGUCAGUUCAACUGUAGCAUGGAUUAACUCUGAAAUGAAUAGAAAACACCAACAAAAACCGACAUAGCGAAUGUAGAAUGUUCCCGCUUAUCUUAGAUUUUUUUUUUUGGGUAACAUGACUUCAGAAAAGGAUUUCGUUCAAUCCAGGCACAUUCAGAUUUAUUUUUUUCACAUCCAAUCGUCUUGCGAUCGAAAACAAAUAUCCGUUUUUUUUAUUUUUUGGGACAUGUGGAGUCUAGCAAAAGGUAAAAUAAACCUGUGAAAGCCUUCGGUAAACUGAGUAGCACACGUUUCAAGUGAAUUAAAUUCUACAAACUCAAUCCCUGGUUAGGUAUUGCCUUUUGCUUCCAACUGCUUCUAGUUUUAUAUUUCACCUUUAUACCCACCCCAAAAGUAUGCGCCUUCAAGUAUGCAAAGCCCCUUCUGAACCAAAAGUUUUCAUUUCUAUCAAAUUCGCCCACCCAACUCAAGCAUCGUCGUGCUACAAAGUUCAAAAAGCCAUUGCCAAAUUGAUUUCGAUUUGAUUUCAAUUCAUCCUAUUUUCCCCAAUCCAUAAGCGAUCGGUAAAGGUUUCGGAUUUUUUUUUGGUUCUUUUCGUACCGUUGUUGUUGCUUGCUGGUUGAUGUUAAAUGAUAUUAUCAUUGCCCUGCAGCGAUUUAAGUUCAUGUCAUGGGUUUUCUUCUAGAGCUAGGUUUUUUUUCUCUAAAUUUCCCUCGGCUGUAUGUCUCUCUCUCCGAACUCUCAGACAGGUAUGUUCUCGAAACGAAUGUAGGGAUCUGGCAGUCUAGCACUCAAAUCAUCCAACCAUACACCACACUCUUCAAAUGUAGAUAUGAUAUAAGAAGUGAUCUGAUGUAAUAUUAAUACCGAAAUAAAA